AUGUCUGGCGUUGGCACGACUGUAGUCGAUGGCAUUCAGGAAAUUUCAGCACUUUUACCCCUUCUCGGGAGCGAGCAAUGUGAAGAACAUGUUGGGUCUGCACUUUACAAAGGAUUCAUUUAUGUCUGCAUUUCCCCCAUAUCAAUCUUCGGAAGCCUUGGCAUAGUGAAGGCAGGAUUCAACGUUUUCCUCGCAAGUCUCAACAUCCAACCGAUGCGCUUCCUCGGUGCAAAGAAAUUGAUAGAUGGCGGAUUUCGUCCCAAAGGAUCCGUAGCGCCCUUGAUUGCUCUGGAUCCUGAGCAUCCAAAUCGAUUUUUGGUGGAAAGCAAGUUGGAGAAGAUGCUGGCCGAUGAAAAUAUUGACAAUGUGGGGAACUUGACCGUUUCAUGGGACGAAGGGAAUUUGAUGUGGAACCUCAAGCUUGUGCUGUUCACACUACUUAGCGCGCCGCUCGGACUGGCACCCUACCUAUUUUUUAUCCUCAAACCUCGCGAUCUUGAGACAAGCACCGAUCCUUUUCUGCUUGCAGGUUGGGGUUUUCCAAUCAUACGCAUACUGGGAUCGAUUCGGGUCCUUGUUAUCAUCCGAAUGCGAUUACUCUUCAUGUCAGUCGACCGCAUCGCAAAGGAUAUGAAUAUCAACCUGGAGUCAAAAUUUCACAAUCUGUCAUGGAGCUCCCAUUUGACAUCCGAAACUUGCAUAUGGGGUCUUCAAGAUUGGUUGAAGAUAUACGCCGAUGAGGAGACCAACGGGACCAAUAUCAAACGUUGUUUUGAGGCCGCGCGACGCAGACAGUUUCCCCCACAGUCGCGACUAACCAAAUUCAUUCGGCCAUCCGCUGACUUCACACUCCACAUCCUCCUUGCCAUUGGACUCAUUCUUUCGGUGAUCGGUUACAUCGGAUGCUUCAACCUUGUUUCAAACGCAUCUGAUACCUCGGCUGGGCCUGUGGUGUGGGUUGCACUGGAGGCCUUGCUCUCCGUUCUCAGAAUUGUCGUGUGGGCAUUUAACCCUUCCUGGGACGAUUCAAAAGGAAUCACGUUCAAUCUAAGGCUCGCCUCUCAUUCGCCUUUGAUAACCUGCAACAAAUCGGAUGACGACAUCAAAGAAGAUGGCGUCGUUCCAGUUGACAGGAGCACCACUUUCCUUGAAGAAAUAGUCGCCUACACAGGGCCUUUACCGUCCUUCAACUGGAACAAUAUCGCAUUGUAUUAUAUCCUCACGGCUGAAGAUGCGCCCUCCCCGUGUCCGCCAAAUGCUACUUUACAUGCGAUCCUCUAUGUGGUUAUUAGCGACUACAAAGAACAAACCUGCCGCGCCCUCACAAAACGGCCCGGAGAUGACCACCCGUUCGACAUCUACGUCGCGUCUCUCGAGUCGGAUCGUAGAAGUACCGUUGUCAAUCUCAAGUUUAAGACAACAAACGACGGGAAGCGUGUGCUCACAACUCCAAAGACCCACUCUCUGACCGCAGACACGCGAUUUAUGGAGGAACUGGCACGGCAUUAUGAUAAGAUUAUCGCGCAGCUUCGGAAGAGGAAGAAGAUUGUUGGAUUUCGCACCACAUGGGAUUUGCGCAGACCCAGUGAGACGACCUUGAAGAGGGAGGAUCUGGAAGAAGAUGAAAUGUCCGUGUCUGUGGUAGUGGUGGAUGGCAAGCAGGGAUCUCAGCUCGGGGAAACGAUAGGCGAGAAAGAGACCCAUUCCAAGGACAAGAUUGAGGAACAUGACUCAAACAAAAGUGAUAUUGAUCAUCAGGAAGUUGAGGAGAAGGAAAAGUCAAACGAAGGCCACUCGGGCAUUGAGGAGCAUGAGGGAGACAGGAUCGAGGAGAAACACGAGGGAGAGAAUACAGAAGAAGUGGAGGAUCAGAAAGAUCAGGAAGACAAAGGGGGUGGGGAAGACAGCGAGGGAGGAGCUGAAAGAAAUGUUGAGGACGGAGAAGAGGAGGAUGAAAAACGGGAGGAGGGAGAGGAGGAGGGAGAAUGGGAAGACGGAGAGGAGGAGGGAGAGGAGGAGGAAGCAAAGGAAGAGGAUGAAAGUCAGAAGAAGGCUGAGGGUUCUGUACAUACCUCUUUGGUGUCCAGUGACCCGAAACGACUAUCUGGAGAGUACCCAACGCGGUUGGUUUUACAACUAACACCCGAAGAUGUUGUCUACAUCCGCCAAGGCCAAGUCGAGAGGCGAUGGCGCGAAUUAUACAACCGUCUAGAAGAGUGGGUCGAGAUGUUCGUCGGGCUCUACAGCGAAGAGUUAUUGCAAGACGUACCUGCCGAUCUCACAUUUGCACCAGGCGAAUCCGUAUCAAUAAUUCAGAAAUACGAAGCUAAUGAGGCUGAGUACCUUCUCAUCGAAUGCCGAACUCAAAUGGAACACCUUUUGGCUGGUAUUGCCAUUAAAUGGGACUCUUUCGUACAUGCCAACCACGUACAAAUGGUCAAAUCUAUCCUGGAGAACACUUUCCCCGAAAGUGAAACCAAAAUGGCAAGUAACGAAGACAAGUGGCUCGACGACGACGUAAAGCAUUAUUUGAGGAGCAGAAGGGAGAAACUACGCGGCAGAUUGCUCUCUGAAUGGCAGAGGCUUGCGCAAUCCACCACGAGGUCCAGAGUCGAGGCAAUGCGGGCUCGUAUUGACAUUCAUAGCAAGUCUUGUCGGCAAAGAAUAUCAAGAAGAAAAUACCAUGAUCCUGAAUCGGAACAUCUUCUCGGAAUCUGGAAUAACCGCCUGCAACGUGUGGAUGAACAAAUAUCAGUAUCGGGGAAUCAGUUGCUUCAACCUGGAGACAAUGAGCACCCUGCUCUUAGUACCGCCGUGGGUGACCAAGCCAUCGACACCGACACAUAUCUGGUCAAUCCUCAGUACCAGAAAGACAUGGAAGAACGAUUGAAUAAAGGAGCCCAUGAACUCCAACGAAUUCAAGAGGAAUCACAAUCAACUUCCUCGAUUGAUUUGGUGUCCGAUUUUAAUCGAAUGAAGGAUAGAUGUCGGAAGAGGGCACAGCAGCUGUUUUCCAAAAUGAAGGAUCAAUCGGACGACUUUAUGACGCUGGAUAAUAGUGAAUACCUUACAUCCGAUGUUCACAGCACAAGGGCAUACUGGAGUAAAGAUGCUUUGCAGGAACGACGACGCUUAAUGGAUCGGUCACACAAAAAUCUAGUGGUUUCCGAUGCUUCGGUCAACAAUGUUGGGGGAGCGGCAAACAUGAUUCGUGCGUUGAAAAUCAGCCAAGAGUUUGUCUUCAUCGACUUCGAGUCAUCGAAACUUAGCUCGAAAGAUGUCACGCAAGUUGUAAAAGGACUCAAAUCCCUGUCAGGUGUAACAUUCCGUUCACCGGAUGGCGGUCGAGCAAUUCAAGGCGCAGUGCUCCAGAACGUGCGAGCUGCCAUGCGUCAACAUAAAGAUACUUGCUUCUACCAGAACGUAUAUGCCACCGACUACUACAGGAAAGGCCGCCCAUACAUUGUGUUCCCUUAUCCCAAAUGGUCGAGUUGUACUGUCAUAUUCAAUGUCCAGGAAGAGAAGGACUAUAUUCUCACUUUGAAACACUGCAUGACUACGUCCGCUGCCUUGGUGGACAUCGAUCUCAACGAUCACAUCCUCGAGCGCACAUGGGGAUUAUCUCAAGAUUCUAAAGACUUCCUUGUUGAUGAGGAUAUAUUCCUUCCAGCCGCCCAUGUCAAGACCAAUGAACCAAACGUCCUCACCAUCAAGCUAGCUGAUGAUAGUAAGGCAGUCUACUGGCUAUCCGAUGUCUUCUUGCCUGUUCGUCCUAGUAGUAGUACUCCCAAGAAGACCAGUUAA
Psilocybe cubensis is the source of this 3804-nucleotide messenger RNA. RefSeq lists its product as uncharacterized. NCBI's taxonomy places the organism in Eukaryota, Fungi, Basidiomycota, Agaricomycetes, Agaricales, Agrocybaceae. The record is from RefSeq and is a predicted model, not a curated record. The coding region runs from base 1 to 3804 and encodes 1267 amino acids. The transcript has 2 exons.